Plasmodium vinckei vinckei is the source of this 2622-nucleotide messenger RNA. Its product is annotated as tRNA methyltransferase, putative. The transcript has a single exon. Lineage: Eukaryota; Apicomplexa; Aconoidasida; Haemosporida; Plasmodiidae. The coding region runs from base 1 to 2622 and encodes 873 amino acids. The record is from RefSeq and is a predicted model, not a curated record.
AUGUUUUUCUCCUUAACAUUAUUAUACGCCAUUUGGUGGGUACCAUUUGCUAUAAAUAAAAAAAUAAUAUUUGAUCAGAAUGCAAAAAGAAUAAACAAUCACCAUUAUAUAAAAAAUUAUAUACGGAAAAAUGUUUUUGAUAACAAGAAUAAAAUUAGAAAAACAAUAUUAAAAUAUAACAGGAAAAAGUUUGAGAAUAAAAUAUUUGAUACACAUCCUAAUUGUUGUAAUGAUAGUAAUGGAUGUAAAAAUGAAUCUUAUAAAAGUCAUAUAGAAAAAAUAUAUAAUGAUUUAAAUAGUUUGGCUACAAAAAAUGAUAAGAUCAAUUAUAUUAUUCAGGCAGGAAAUAAAGAUUGUAAAGACUAUUAUAUACCCAUAGAUAGAGCAAAUUUUACUAAUAAAAAUAUAUUUGACCAUACAAAAAAACAAAAAUGUUAUAUAAAUGAGCUUAGAAGUAAUGUUAAAUAUAUGUACAUAAAUAAGUGCAAUUCGAAUGUUUAUUUGGGUGUAGAUAUAGAACAAUGUUGUUUUAAAAAUGAGGAGGUAAAAGAAACAUGUCAUGAUAUGCCAAACAAAAUACCUAAAUUGACAAUCUCUGAAAUAGUAUUGUCUAAUAAGGAAGAAAGAAAUGAAAAAAAAAAAAUUAUAAACUUACUAAAGAUGAACGAUAUUAGUGGGAUAGAAAGAAUUAUAAAAAAAAAAAGCUUGCCAAUAAAUUAUUAUAUUACAAUUGAUGGAGGUAGUGAUAAUAUUGUAUUGAGUAAUUUUCUUUAUAUGUUAUUGAAGGGAGUAAAUAAAUUGGAUUUACAAUUUUUUUUGAAUAUAGAUUUUAAAAAAAUAGCUAGUGAUUUUAAAAAUAGGUUUGAAAUAUAUUUCAAUACAGAACAUAUUGUAAAUCAUAUUUACAAACGAAUUUGUAAAUUCUUUUUAAAAAUAAAUGAGGUAGAGAAUUUGAAAAAAAAAAAAAAAAAAAAUAUAUUAACAAAGCUUGACAUAAAUAAAUGUGAAAACCAAUUAGAUUUUAGUAAAGACAUGAAGAUAUAUUGUUAUCCUAAAGUAGCACAUAUGCUUAGUGGAGGAAUAGAUUCAUUGAUGGCUUUAAUUUUAUUAGAAAAAAAAAAGUUUUAUGUCGAUAAUUAUUAUUUUAAUUUUGCACAUUAUGAUUGUAGUAAGAAUGAUUUAAAAUAUGUAAAAAAUAUUUGCAAAAAUCGAAAUAAUUUACAUAUUAUUAAUAUAAAUAAUGAAUAUUAUGAAAGUGUGUUUUUACCAAUGCUUAAAAGUUAUGCAAAAGGAGAAGUUCCAAACCCAGAUAUUGUUUGUAAUAAAAAAAUAAAAUAUAAUUUUUUAUUGAAGACAAUUAAAUCUAUGUCUAAAUUAAAGGGAAAAAAUUUUAAUUAUUCUUAUAUUUCUACUGGUCAUUAUGCAAUGAUAUCUACAAAUAACCCCAAAAAUUGUAAUAACAUUUUUAAUAAUAAUUUUCCAUAUAUUAAAGAAAAAAUGGAAAAAAAAAAAAAAAAAAAUAGAUAUAAAUUAGUUGUUAGUAGUGACUUGAAAAAAGAUCAAACAUUUUUCUUAUCCUCUUUUUCCGAAAAGCAAUUAUCAAAAUUUUUAUUCCCCUUAAGUUUGUAUAAUAAAAAUGAUAUAAAAAUGUUUAUGAAAAAAAAUAAUAUUACAGAUUAUAAUCCAAAUGAAACUAAGGGUUUGUGUUUGUAUGGAAAUGUAGAUAUGCAUUCAUUGUUGAGACUGUAUUUUAAAACAGGAGAGUGUAGCAACAGUGAGAGUGUGCAAAAUGAACGUGUGGAUAGUGAAAGUGGGGAGAGAGUAAUGAAACGGGGGUUGGAUGUCCAAGUUUCAGGGGUAGACUUACAUAGAUUUAAAAAAAAUGAUAUAAAAGAUUUUAAUUUAAAUUAUGUAAAUUAUAUUAUAAAUAUAGAUGAUGGAAUAGUUAUGGAAAAAAAUUCAGAUAUUCAUUUAUAUACUAUAGGGCAAAACAAACAUAUAACAACAUAUAUACAUGAUCUAUAUAUAAAUCGAUUUAAAAAUAAAAAAAAUAAAAAAAAUAUAUUUUCUUCAUGCCAAUGGACAGUAGUUUAUAAAAAGAUUUUACCAAAGGAGAGACAAAUUAUGGAAAAUUUUAUUUAUGUUACAAAAAAUUAUUAUGAUAAAAAGUUUGAUAUUAUAAAAAAAAAGUGUAAAUUAAAAAAUGUUAAAUGGAUCGAACAGUGUAAUAAUGAUAAUAUUCCAAAUUAUUUAAAAAAAAAAAAAAAAAUAAAUAGAGAUAGUAAAAUAAAAGAUAGCGUAAUAAUAUUUGUAAAAAUACGAAACAAUGAAAAAAUAAAAAAAGCAAAAUUGAUAUUUAAUAAAAAUAAUAAGGAGCCCUAUUUGGAAUUAGAAAAUCCAGACAUAGGUUUAUCACCAGGUCAGAUCAUUACUUUUUAUUUACCAUUUAUUAUAAAAAAGAAUAAACAAACUCAAUAUAUUUAUAAUCUAGAUAAGUAUUUACAUUUUCCUAUAUACUACCAUUGUAUUGGGACUGCUAAAAUAAAAAACCAGUACCUCAACAGUGGCAUAUAUAAAAGAAUAAUGGAAAUCCACAAAAAAAAUGGCCUUACACCCUUUUAA